Messenger RNA from Penicillium arizonense, 669 nucleotides. RefSeq lists its product as uncharacterized. Gene Ontology annotation, cellular component: cytoplasm; nucleus. The coding region runs from base 1 to 669 and encodes 222 amino acids. The record is from RefSeq and is a predicted model, not a curated record. NCBI's taxonomy places the organism in Eukaryota, Fungi, Ascomycota, Eurotiomycetes, Eurotiales, Aspergillaceae. The transcript has 4 exons.
AUGCAUUUCCUAUGUCUUCACGGUGCCAUUGGCAACACUGAUAAUAUCACCAUUCAGCUAGGAUUUGAGGAAUACUUCGGAGUCGGACCGCAUUACCGGUGGGCUGACGAUGGCCAAGCGCCAGAAGAUUCGUGGAUUAUGCGCAUUCGCGGCAAUGCAGCUCCCAGCGACGAUACAAACAACGAGGAUGCGAUGAGAGGGUUACUUGGAGAAGGGUCUUGUAAGAACCACCCCGAGCUCAUGAAAUACAUCUACGACGCACUAGAGCGGAAUCCCGAGAUCAGUGGAAUUAUCGCAUACAGCGAAGGAGCUAUGGCUGCUUCCACUUUCAUUUUGGAUGAAGAACGCCGGCAUCGCGAGGAAGGUCGGGAGCGCCAGAUCAAAUGCGCCAUGUUCGUCGGUGGCUGGCCUGCCAUGAGACCGAACAGCGGAUUCAUUCUCGCAGACGACGGAGGAGAGGAAAUGAUCGACAUUCCCACUCUCCAUGUUGUGGGUGCAAAUGAUCCCUUCCGAUACGGCUCUGAAGCCCUUUACGACAUCUGCGAUCCUGACACUGCCGAAUACUUCGAUAUGGGUAAAGGACAUGUCAUUCCACGGUCUGGCUUAGUGAUCGGAGAAUUGAGCAAUGCCCUUCGGGGAUUGGUCAAGAAGACAGAACCGGAAGAGUAA